Oreochromis niloticus (Nile tilapia) is the source of this 1704-nucleotide messenger RNA. It is a transcript of the gene mob3c, whose product is annotated as MOB kinase activator 3C. The record is from RefSeq and is a predicted model, not a curated record. NCBI's taxonomy places the organism in Eukaryota, Metazoa, Chordata, Actinopteri, Cichliformes, Cichlidae. Bases 649 to 1299 code for a protein of 216 amino acids. The transcript is spliced from 5 exons.
CACCCACAUACUGACACACACACAUAGAUAGCAGAACCUACUAGACAAAGUCAGGAAGUGACAUCACCUACAGGAAGAGAAGGCAAAUACUUUUUUUUUCUCUUUUAGUGUGUUGUCUGUUUUCCUGAGGGAAGUUGGAGCCCCUUAAGACCGUUAGCAACUAGCAGAGAGAAAAUUCAGAGGACCUAGAGGGGGCAGAGUCACUGAAGCAGGCUUUCACAGGGAGUUUAGAAUCAAAGGAUCCAGACACUCGAAUCCUCCCUGAACUUCCCACAACUCUCCACCACAUUCCAAACACUCCGCUGCAGGAUUUCGGCCAGAUUUCCGAGAUGAAGCUUUAACUGAACCAGUGUCUCUCAGAGUUUAGGAGUGAAUGAAGCUCUGUCUAACUCUUGUUUGUUAUGGACAUAUUCAGAGCUAUCUACUGACCACGUAUUCAAGUUCCCCCAGUGUGUCAUCGCACCAAAUGAAAACAAGAACUCCUUGCAGUCUUUACACGACAGUCGCUGACCACCUGUGACCUGAUUCCAAGAGCUGAAAUCCGACCGGUUCCCCUCUCCCAGGAAGGCUACACGUUCUCAUACUCCAACCUAACUAUUUUUCACCGUUGCGCAUUCUCCCCUUAUCUCAGGGGAAAUAACUGAGUCAAUGGCAUUGUGUCUUGGUCAAGUGUUUAGCAAAGACAAAACAUUUAGGCCAAAGAAGCGCUUUGAGCCCGGUACGCAGCGGUUUGAACUGUACAAGAAGGCCCAGGCUUCGCUCAAAUCUGGCUUGGACCUGAGGAAAGUAGUUCAGCUCCCAGAAGGCGAGAACCUCAAUGACUGGAUUGCUGUUCACGUGGUGGAUUUCUUUAACAGAAUUAACCUAAUCUAUGGCACAGUGAGCGAGUACUGCAGCGAGCGCACGUGCCCUAUCAUGUCUGGGGGACUGAGGUAUGAGUACAGAUGGCAGGAUGGUAAAGACUACAAGAGACCCACCAAGCUGCCUGCUCUCAAGUACAUGAAUCUGCUGAUGGACUGGAUAGAGUCACUAAUCAAUAAUGAGGAAAUCUUCCCCACAAGAGUAGGAGUACCUUUCCCCAAGAACUUCCAGCAGGUGUGCAAGAAGAUCCUGAGCCGUCUCUUCCGGGUGUUUGUGCACGUUUACAUCCAUCACUUUGACAGCAUCUGCAGUAUGGGUGCAGAGGCCCACAUCAAUACUUGCUACAAACACUAUUAUUAUUUCAUCUCAGAGUUCAACCUCAUUGAUCACUCUGAACUGGAGCCUCUGAAAGAGAUGACAGAGAAGAUAUGCAAUUAGACAAAGCCACAUGGACAAAGGAGUUUACAUUAUGACGUUAUCUGAGCCCCUUGAGAAAACUUCCGCAUCAAAACACUCCAGACAGAGUGUAUGAGUGGUUUCCAAGCAUAUACGACAUGGCCCAUAAACUCAGUAGACUUCUGCAGAUGGUGGCAAAGUUCCUUUACAGAACUUUUCACUUCACAUUCAUUAUGGUGCUGUGAGUUUCCUCGUUAUUAUUCUGUAUUGUUUUAUACACUGCAUCUCCUGUACUCUGUCUUUCCUCUUGUGCAUGUAUAUGUUUUAUCUUCGUGUAAGUUUUGAUGCAUUGUUUGUUUUCUUGUUGACCAGAGUUUGUAUUUUGUACGAUGUGUUUUUACUGUUUAAAAUCUGAUUUAAGGGCAUAAAAGUUCUUCCCAUCAGUCA